AUGGGGAAGGUCACAACUUCUUCAACGCCGCCGCCUUUGUCUCAAGAAACUUCGAAUUUCGAUGAGGUUUAUAUGCAGCAAAGCUUACUCUUUGAUGAUAGUCUCAGGGAUUUAAAAAAUCUGAGAACGCAGUUAUAUUCAGCAGCUGAGUAUUUUGAACUUUCGUAUACCAACGAUGAUCAAAAACAGAUAGUUGUAGAAACACUGAAGGAUUAUGCUAUCAAAGCUCUUGUAAAUACGGUGGACCAUUUAGGUUCUGUGACCUAUAAAGUUAACGACUUGUUGGAUGAGAAGGUUGUUGAAGUUUCUGGAGCCGAGCUACGCGUAUCUUGUAUUGAACAGAGAAUAAGGACAUACCAAGGGUGUAUGGAUCAUAAGGGGAUUACCCAACAGUCGUUGGUGAUCAGUACACCAAAAUAUCACAAGCGUUACGUCUUGCCAGUUGGGGAAACCAUGAUUGGUGCCAACCUCACAAAGUCGAAAUAUGUUGGAUGCAGCCUUGAGGACGAAGAAGAGUGGCCUCAGUUCAGGAAUGCUGUUCGAGCUACAAUUAGAGAAACGCCAACAUCUACAACGGCAAGUAAAGGACGUUCACCGUCGCCUUCUGUACAACCUCAGAGACCUGGACCCUUUUCGUUCACUUCGACAAUGCCGAAAAAAGAUUUAGAGAAGCGAUCCGUUUCACCAUACCGGUUCCCGCUUCUACGUACUGGAUCUCGAUCAAGUAGACCUACAACACCGAAGACAAGCAGAUCAAGUACUCCAAACCCAAGCAGACCAAUCACACCAAAUCCUUCUAAUGCAACAAGACAAAGGUACCCUUCUGAGCCACGCAAAUCAGCUUCAAUGCGAUUAUCUGCUGAAAGGGACAAUGGAAAAGAGGUAGAACAAUACCCGACUAAAAGUAAAGGUCUCUUGAAGGCCUUAUUAAGCAGACGCAAGUCGAAGAAGGAUGACACACUUUAUACAUACUUGGACGAGUACUGA
This is a messenger RNA of Lathyrus sativus (Indian pea), 987 nucleotides long. The record is from the annotation of a GenBank genome assembly. NCBI's taxonomy places the organism in Eukaryota, Viridiplantae, Streptophyta, Magnoliopsida, Fabales, Fabaceae.